AAUACUGUGACUGGUCGGGCACUGAGUGCUGUAGUCGCAGUGUAGUUAGAAUCUGUUCUGUGGGUGCCGUCUCUUAGGUGUUGCUAAUCGCAUAAUUAAAACCUCUUCAUAAUCUAGUGAAGUUUUAUAAAAGAAUCAUGGCUUGUUGGUCCCUUAUCGCGUUGUUAGCGCUGAGCCAAACGAGCUCUGCCCACUAUACCAAAUUCCCGGAAGGGUUUACAUUCGGUGUAGCAACAGCUGCAUAUCAAAUCGAAGGUGCCUGGAACGUCAGCGGUAAAUCUGAAAAUGUAUGGGAUCGUCUCACCCAUACUCGACCUGACAUGAUUGCUGAUGGUACAAACGGAGAUAUAGCAUGCGACUCCUACAACCGUUACCGAGAGGACGUCGAGGAAUUGGCGUACCUUGGGGUGGACUUCUACCGCUUCUCUUUAUCUUGGGCUCGAAUACUACCAACGGGUCAAGUCAACUAUUUGAAUCCUGAUGGAAUCCGUUACUACAAUGAUUUACUUGAGGCGCUUGAAGCGAAAAACAUUGAACCACUUGUUACGCUUUUCCAUUGGGACUUGCCCCAAUCUUUACAAGAUUUAGGAGGUUGGGCCAAUCCUAAAAUGAUCGAAUACUUCCGUGAUUAUGCAGAUGUUUGUUUUCGAGAAUUUGGUGACAAAAUAAAAUCUUGGAUAACUUUCAACGAACCUUACGAGAUUUGCGAAGAUGCUUAUGGUGACGAGAAAAAAGCACCAGCAGUUAACAGUCACGGUGUUGGAAACUACUUAUGUAGUGACACUUUACUGAAAGCACACGCUGAAGUAUAUCAUUUGUACAACGACACGUAUCGUUCAAAACAAAAUGGCAAAGUUAUGAUCUCCAUUAACUCAAUUUGGUAUGAACCCAAAGAUCCUGAAAAUGCUGAGCAGGUUACUUUGGCUGAAGUGGCAAAUCAGUUUAAAUUUGGUUGGUUUGCUCACCCUAUAUUUACUGAAGAGGGUGGUUACCCAUCGAUUAUGGUUGAAAACGUAGCCCGCCAAAGCGAGGCUGAAGGUUAUCCGCGGCCUCGCUUGGAACAGUUUGAUGAAUAUUGGAUUCAAAGGAUAAAGGGUACAUCAGAUUUCUUAGGCAUCAAUCACUAUACGACACAUUUAAUUACUGGUGCCGGCGUAGAUCCCGUAGCCAAAUCUCCAUCUUGGCUGAAAGAUAUUGGAGCUCUUACAACUAUGGAAGUAGGUGAAGAAUCAGCAUCCGAGUGGCUUAGGGUGGUACCUACUGGAUUUGCAAAUUUACUUCGCUGGUGCAAAUCUUCUUACAACGACCCACCAAUUUAUAUAACUGAGAAUGGUGUAUCUGACCGCGGCACACUACAAGAUUACAAACGCAUCCAAUAUUUUAACGAUUACCUCACAGAAAUUUUAAAUGUAAUCUAUGAGGAUGGAGUUAAUGUCCUGGGCUACACAGCCUGGACUUUGAUGGAUAAUUUUGAAUGGAGAGCAGGAUUCUCGGAGCGUUUUGGUUUAUACUACGUGGACAUAAAUGACCCUGCUCUACCUCGGACGCCGAAAUUGUCCGCAGAGUACUAUCGUCAACUUACAAAUACUAGAGAACUACCUCAAGACGACCGCUUUAAGGACCCCGCCGUAAGAAAACAGUAAUAAUUAACAAAAAGCAUGUUUGUAAAUAAUUUAAACUGAAGUGCGCUUAAAUUUGUUCCACUUAUGUGAUAAUAUUGUAGAACUAACAGUUAUUUAAUAAACUGUUAUAUUAUUA
Messenger RNA from Galleria mellonella (greater wax moth), 1758 nucleotides. Its product is annotated as myrosinase 1-like. The record is from RefSeq and is a predicted model, not a curated record. The transcript has 8 exons. Gene Ontology annotation, biological process: carbohydrate metabolic process. Lineage: Eukaryota; Metazoa; Arthropoda; Insecta; Lepidoptera; Pyralidae. Gene Ontology annotation, molecular function: beta-glucosidase activity. Bases 138 to 1643 code for a protein of 501 amino acids.